Prunus armeniaca (apricot) is the source of this 399-nucleotide messenger RNA. NCBI's taxonomy places the organism in Eukaryota, Viridiplantae, Streptophyta, Magnoliopsida, Rosales, Rosaceae. The record is from the annotation of a GenBank genome assembly.
AUGGGAGCGAAUGAAAGCAGGGGAGGCUCUGGCUCUGGGAACAAUGAUGAGGACGGUGAUGGCUCUAGGAGGAAGAGGAACACCGGUGCAAUUGUAGCAGCUAGCGCUGGCGCUGUUGCAGGAGCUCUGCUGGCCUAUGGUUUAUCCAGAAAGGUUUCAGGUUCAGGUUCAGGUUCAGAAUCACAAUUAGAGCAGGAGGAGGAGGAGGAGAAGCCGGGCAGAGGAGGUGUCCUAAUUUCAAGUGCUGGUCUUGACCCCAAAAAAAAGGUGCCAACUAUGCUGGCGUGGAAGCCUCCCCCUCCCUUUACCAUGAAGUUGAAUGUUGAUGGGUCUAGAAAGGAUUCUAGUGAUGCUAGUGAUGCUAUUGCUGCUGGGUCUUAUUCGAAACUCUGCUGGUGA